AUGGCAUCCUACGGCCAUCAUAUGCCUGCGGCGGCUCCUCGAGCUGCUCAUCCUGCCGCCUAUGGCGCCCCAAUGCCUGCCCCUGUGGCUACGGCGCCUGCAGGCACCUUUACGCCCGGAACGAAGAUACAGGUCGGAGGCCACAGGGUAGUGAUCCAGAAAUACCUAUCCGAGGGAGGUUUCGCACACGUUUACCUGGUUAAGCUCCCGAAACCCGUCGACGGUACGGAUAUGGCUGUCUUGAAAAGAGUUGCUGUUCCCGAUAAGGAGGCUCUCCGCAGCAUGCGAAUUGAGGUCGAGACCAUGAAGAAGCUCAAGGGCCAUCGCCCAAUCGUCACAUAUAUCGACUCGCAUGCAUCGGAAAUGCGAGGAGGAGGCUACGAGGUAUUCCUGCUCAUGGAAUUCUGCAAUGGAGGUGGUUUAAUCGACUUCAUGAACACGCGUCUACAACACCGCUUGACCGAACCCGAGAUCCUCCAUAUUUUUACCGACAUAACGGAAGGUGUUGCCUGCAUGCAUUACCUGAAGCCACCGCUACUUCACCGCGAUUUGAAGGUCGAAAACGUUUUAAUCCUGAGCAAUGGUUCCCAGAAGCGUUUCAAGCUUUGCGACUUUGGAUCUGCUGCCCCACCCAAACCCGCGCCCCAGACCGUCGUCGAAUGCAGACUUCUGGACGAGGACGUCCAGAAACAUACCACCAUGCAGUAUAGAAGUCCAGAGAUGGUUGACGUCUACCGUAAACAGCCCAUCGACGAGAAAUCAGAUAUCUGGGCUCUGGGCGUUCUGCUGUACAAGUUGUGCUACUAUACAACACCUUUCGAGGACCAGGGACAGCUGGCCAUUCUCAACGCAAGCUUCAAGUAUCCCAGCUACCCUGUGUUCUCGGACCGGCUAAAGAAACUUAUUGCAUCCAUGCUGCGCGAGAGUCCACAGGCAAGACCAAACAUUUACCAGGUUCUCCGUGAGGGGUGUGUGAUGCAAGGACGCGAUGUUCCUAUUCACGAUAUCUAUGCCGGAAAGCAGCCCUCGGCUCAACAGGGUAGACCCUCUGCUACGGAGAAGUCCCAACCAAAAGUCGGCGCCGUCUUCUCCCCGCCUGCACAGCAGAAGGAGGCCAUUCCCGAUAUUGUUCCCAUGAGAAGGGGAAGGCUGCCAGCCGCCAGCCAACAAUCUCAGCCUGCUCAAGCAGCUAAAGCAAGUCCAUCUCCUAUGAGGGUGACAAACGGAGAUCCCUUCGCCGCUCUAGAUGCGCCCGCUGCAGCGGCGGCGGCGGCGGCACCAUCCACAGCUAUGGCUGGAGAUGUGGACGAAUUCACAUCCCGAUUCCCGCCUGUUGAUCAGUUCUCUAUCCUCCACGAGCAUGGUGCAAAGUUCAACUUUGACUCUCAUACUCCGCCCCCAGCCCAGCAGCAGAGAGCCCCGGCUCCUAGGUCUGCCGACAGGUCGGCGGAUCAGUCGUUCCCGAUAUCCCAUUCCCCGCCCAAGAACCAGGAGCAGGCUCGACCAAGAACUGUUGCGCCGGCAGUCACUGCUUCCUACCCCCCGCCAUCGGUUAAGUCGCCUCCCCCGGGUGCGGUGGGACUUACCAAGACUGCAUCCGCUCCUCCAAAGCCAACUGAGAUGAGCAGAGCGCACGCCAUCAUUAAUAAGAAUCCAGAGUUGCAGGCGAUUUCUUCGCAGACCAAGCCGCAAUACCAGCCUCAGCCACAACCGUCCAGAUAUGUGUCAACCGGGACAAUGACAGCUUCUCCUCCACCUGAGCACCAGCCUCCGCAAACAAUACCCGUGUGGAAGGUGCCUACGACAGAUCAUCACCGGUCUACCAGUCUUCCCCGUCAGCAAGAUCAGGCUUUACCGUCUCGAUCAGGGGGGGAAGAAGGGCCUCUUCCUCGCGCUCCGUCAUACCAGCUGCGUCCAACGCACGUGCGGCACCCGUCGUCUUCUCGGCCGUCGCUUGAAGGAGGCCGGCCAAGCUUGGAGCUGCUCGAUGCAAGUAACCAGUCGAGAAGAUCCAUUGAUGGACGCCCGCGGCCCGUCAGCACUCAUUUGGAGUCAAACCUAGAUUUCCUACGAGAGAAGGAAGGUUCCUCCAAGCCUCUUCCUUCUCCUAGUCUCAUGUCCCCGAAGUUUCCUGACAGAGCGUCAUCUCCUGCAGCAGCGGAGCCGGAGGAAGAAGCUCAUAUCGAGUCCAACGUGGAUUUUUUGCGUAGCAUGGAAGAAUCGGACUCGAAGAAGCGCGACUGGCACUCCAAGCAUAGCAAACGCGCAAGUUUGGGCUCUUUGUCCGGGACGAAGAGUAUGUUUGCUGGAAAGUUUGGAGAUGCGUUUAAACGUUUCGAGGGAAACCAAGCACCACCACCUGCCCGGACUCCGUCGCCGCUCAAGCAGCUGGACCGGAGUAAUGCAUUGGACCCUAUCGAGGGAUCGGAAGCUACCGAUGGCCGCACCGAUGACGGUAAAGGACUUGAGGAGACUGAAGAUAUGACACCGGCAAUGAGACGUGAAGUGGAGCGUCUGCGCCUUGAAGAGGAAGAACGCCGUGUUGAAGCGGCGGCAGCAGAGUAUCGCCAAAGGUUCACCAACCAAGGAUCAGGAUCCGGCGGCCCCGCAUCGCUGCCGAAGAGCAUCGGGGGCGUUUCUCGGGCUGUCAGUAUCCAGAACCGGGUUCAAAAUCUUUUAAGCGAGGGUCAGAAGUCCUCAGCCCAAGUACCGCGCACCGCCCAGGGAUACGGCAUCUACACGGACACAUCCUCGUCCACCGGCCGGGACAAGCAGCUUCCCGAGAUUCCGAGAAAGCCUGUGGGGGGCGCCAAACCUCGCCCAAUGACGCCGUCUAACUCCUCAGAUGUGAUGGUCAACAAAGUACGGCCCUCCGUAAACGAGCCGGUGCCGACAGCGGGACGGUCUACACCCGGGCCGCGGCCCAUUGCGCCCCGGAAGCCGAUGCACCUCAACAGCUUGCCGACCGGUGGCAGACCAGGCUCGCCGCCGAAGCAGCCCCACCCUUCGCAAUCCAUGUCUUCCGAGCAUCUCGUUGGAGUAGGACUCCCUGGACGACCGGUACUAGAGAUGUCAGCCAAGGAGAAGGACGACUAUGUUCAGGACUUCUCGAAGCGGUUCCCUAGUCUCGGCUCGAUCGAGAUGGUGGAGAGAGACCUUGCAGCGGAAGCGGGCGAGCAGCGAACUAGCAGAUAG
Molecule: messenger RNA, 3195 nt
Organism: Colletotrichum orchidophilum
Lineage: Eukaryota; Fungi; Ascomycota; Sordariomycetes; Glomerellales; Glomerellaceae
Exons: 3
Coding region: 1-3195 (1064 amino acids)
Biological process (GO): actin filament organization; peptidyl-threonine phosphorylation; actin cortical patch assembly
Cellular component (GO): cytoplasm
Molecular function (GO): ATP binding; protein serine/threonine kinase activity
Source: RefSeq, a predicted model, not a curated record